AUGGAUAAUAAUCAACCUUCAUUAAUUAUACCCAAAAUUGUUGAAAAUAAUAAAAUAGACCUUCCAAUCAACUCUGACCUUGCAAACUCUCACGAUAGAGACCAAAAUUCAGAAGAAAUAGAAUAUGAAGAUGGUUAUCACUAUAAGGAGCCACAUUGGAUAAGAAAAUUCAUAUAUGAUGCUAUCUUGUGGGUAUUGACAUCCAUCUUUGAUUGCUUUUUCAGAGAAAUUAAAUCUCGUGGUAGUUUCAAGAUACCGACACAAAGCCCAGUUAUAUUUGUGGCCGCCCCACAUGCUAAUCAAUUCGUAGAUCCAAUCACUUUAAUGAGACAGAUUAAGAUAUCUGUCAAUAGAAGGGUUUCGUUCUUAAUUGCUCAAAAAUCUUUAGGUCUUUUAACUAUUGGGGUUUUAGCUCGUUGUAUCAUGUCAAUUGGUGUUGUUAGAGCUCAAGAUAAUUUGAAACCAGCAAGAGGUAAAAUCACCAUAGAUCCAAAUAACCCCUGUAGGAUUAUUGGCCAUGGCACGAAAUUUUUAACUGAAUUUGAACCAAAGGGUUUAAUUGGUUUACCAAAAUCCUUGGGUAAUGUAAAUAUCCAAUCCAUUGAAAGCGAAACUUCUUUGAUUUUACGUAAGGAAUUUAAAGAUAAACCAGAAAUCAACGAAUUAUUGAGAAAAGGUACUAGUUAUAAAUAUGCUCCAAAAUUUGAUCAAUCUCGCAUGUAUCAUAAAGUUUUCGAACAUUUAGCUCAUAAUGGCUGCUUAGGUAUUUUCCCAGAAGGUGGUUCUCAUGAUAGAACCGAUCUCCUACCAUUAAAAGCAGGUGUCGCUAUAAUGGCACUAGGCUGUUUAGAUAAACAUCCAAAUUGCAACGUUAAAAUUGUUCCUUGUGGUAUGAAUUAUUUCCAUGCUCAUAGAUUUAGGUCAAGAGCUGUAGUAGAGUUUGGUGAUCCAAUUGAAAUUUCCCCUGAAUUAGUAGAAAAAUAUCGUAAUCCAGAGACUAACAAAUUAGCUGUUAAAGAAUUAUUAGAUACGAUAUCCGAAGGAUUGAGAGCAGUCACUGUAACAUGCCCUGAUUAUGAUACUCUAAUGGUUGUCCAGGCAACAAGAAGACUAUAUUCCGCUCAAUUGCCUUCUAAAUUACCGUUGCCAAUGGUUGUAGAGAUGAAUAGAAGAAUAGUUAAAGGUUAUGAAAGUCGUAAAACUGAUCCGGAAAUUAUCCAAUUAAAAAAAGAUAUUUUAAAUUAUAAUUCCAAUUUACAUCGUUAUAACGUACCCGAUCAUUUAGUAGAUGUUGCAGAAAUAAAUUUUUUACAAAAUUCCAUUCUAUUAUUUUUUAAGUCUUUCAGAUUAAUCUUAGCAUUAUUGUUAUCCUUACCAGGUAUUUUAAUGUUUUUACCCGUUUUUAUUGCAUCUAAAAUAAUCUCUAAGCGCAAAGCAAAAACAGCUUUAGCUGGUUCCACUGUCAAGAUAAAGGCAAAUGAUGUCGUAGCUACUUGGAAAAUUUUGAUUGGUAUGGGAUUCACUCCAAUUUUAUAUAUUAUUUGGUCUUCAUUAUUAACCUAUUAUUUGAGUACCUGGUAUCAUAAUAAAUUUUGGGUUUUUGUUUUAUCAUAUUUAUUCUGUGGGUUUGUAACUUAUUCUGCUUUAAUAAUUGGUGAUAUUGGUAUGGACAUCUUUAAAUCUUUAAGACCUUUAAUAUUUUCCAUUACUACUCCAAAAGGCUUGAAGGCUUUAAAAAAACAACGUAAAGAUUUAGCUGAACGUAUCACAAUAAUGGUAAACUCAUUUGAAGAUGAUAUGAUAGGUGAUAGCCAAGCUUUUACUUGUGAUGAAGAAUCUGAAGAAAGAAAAACCACCGAGUUGAAGAGAAGAAGAUUAUUGAAAAAGAGAAAGCUAAAGAAACUACAAAAAAAAGCAAACUCUCUAGAACCAAUUCAAUCUUCAGAAUCUGAUGCCAUAUCUCUGGUCAAUAGUGAUAAUUCACUAUCAAAUAUACCUUUAUUCUCAACAGGAAAUAAUCUUGAUCUAACAUCAACAACUUCUGCAGUAUCAACCUCUCUAUCUGAAUUUGAAAUAGAGGAUAAGAUUCAAGGGAAUACAUUUAUAACGGUCGAUAAUAUUAAUAAUUAUUCCAGUACUUCGCAUACUACAAACGGUAGCAAUUUAGGUUUAGCAGAAAAGAUUGCGCAAGCAGUUUGGGAAAAAAGAGACCAUGAUGAUGAUGAUGAUGAUGAUGAUGAUAGUAAUGAUGAUAGUAAUGAUGAUGACGACGACGACGAUAAUACUGAUGAUGAUAAUGAUAGCUAUGAUAAUUCUACUGAUGAAGAAGAAAAGCAUUGA
Henningerozyma blattae CBS 6284 is the source of this 2340-nucleotide messenger RNA. It is a transcript of the gene SCT1, whose product is annotated as bifunctional glycerol-3-phosphate/glycerone-phosphate O-acyltransferase SCT1. Lineage: Eukaryota; Fungi; Ascomycota; Saccharomycetes; Saccharomycetales; Saccharomycetaceae. Gene Ontology annotation, molecular function: glycerone-phosphate O-acyltransferase activity; glycerol-3-phosphate O-acyltransferase activity. The coding region runs from base 1 to 2340 and encodes 779 amino acids. The record is from RefSeq and is a predicted model, not a curated record. The transcript has a single exon. Gene Ontology annotation, cellular component: endoplasmic reticulum membrane. Gene Ontology annotation, biological process: phospholipid biosynthetic process.